Messenger RNA from Alternaria infectoria, 3642 nucleotides. RefSeq lists its product as uncharacterized. Gene Ontology annotation, cellular component: cytosol. Gene Ontology annotation, biological process: iron-sulfur cluster assembly. Lineage: Eukaryota; Fungi; Ascomycota; Dothideomycetes; Pleosporales; Pleosporaceae. The transcript has 4 exons. The record is from RefSeq and is a predicted model, not a curated record. Bases 1 to 3642 code for a protein of 1213 amino acids. Gene Ontology annotation, molecular function: ATP-dependent FeS chaperone activity; ATP binding; 4 iron, 4 sulfur cluster binding.
AUGCCUCUCGAAAACAUUCGCAACAUCGUCCUCGUCCUCUCUGGUAAAGGCGGAGUCGGAAAAUCGAGCGUUACCACGCAACUCGCCCUCACACUGUCGCUACAAGGACAUUCGGUCGGUGUCUUGGAUAUAGACUUGACGGGCCCGAGUAUACCGCGCUUCUUUGGUAUUGAAGAUGCGAAAGUAAGACAGGCGCCGGGUGGGUGGAUACCGGUUGAUGUGCACGGCGAGCAGAAGUUGGCGGCACACCAGAAAGAAGGAUCGGAGGCGGCUGCAGGUGAGCAGAAGAUUGGAUCGUUAUCAUGCAUGUCUCUGGGAUUCAUCCUGGCUUCGCGCUCCGACGCUGUAAUCUGGCGGGGUCCAAAGAAAACUGCCAUGGUGCGCCAAUUCCUGACCGACGUCCUCUGGCCAACGCUCGAUUACCUGCUCAUCGACACACCACCUGGUACCUCCGACGAACAUAUCUCCCUACUUGAGACCCUUCUGAAGAACACUACACCGUCUCCUGCUCUCAAUGCGCAUGUACCGUUCUUGGCCGGCGCCGUCGUAGUCACCACCCCACAAGCUAUCAGCGUUAGCGAUGUGAAGAAGGAGCUGAAUUUCUGCAAGAAGACUGGAAUUAGUGUACUAGGCGUGGUAGAGAACAUGGCAGGAUUCGUGUGCCCCAACUGUUCGGAAUGCACAAAUGUCUUCAGCAAGGGCGGCGGAGCGGUCAUGGCGACCGAGUUCGAAGUACCGUUCCUCGGCUCCGUACCAAUUGAUCCGGCGUUUGUGGAAUUGGUCGAGAGUGGGACGAGGCCCGUAUACCCCAAGGGUACUGUCAUACAGGGCAAAGAUUUGGAUACCGAGGAGGUCGCGGCGCUGAAGAACAAGGGCGGGCUGUUUGUAGAUAAGUACCGGGACUGCUCGUUGGCGCCGUUGUUCGACGAGUUUGUGACGAGAUUGAAGGGGGAUAUCGGAAGGAUUGAACGCAGUAUCUUGCCGACAAUUAAGGUCAUCAGUACCCGUCUCGUUCUCGAGAUCCUACGUCUCAUUGGUUGCGAGAUUGCCGAUACUAUGGACGCCGCGAGCAAUCACGCCACAUCGCCAGACCCUCAUCCUACCGCGGGCAGUCCGCAUCGGAAGACUCCGACACCAGUUCCAGAACAGGAUCAGAAGAAGAGUCCUGGGACCAAAUCACGUCAAGGACCCGGCAAUGGCGCAGACCAACUCCCGAAAGGUGACUUAGUUCCUAUCACAGUCAACGACAACGAGAUUCUGACUUCUGAAGCAGAGCCGAAUCCAAGCGCGAAACCGCACUUCAUGGUCAAGCUGAAGUACAGCACCAAGAUUCCUGUGACUUCUCCGCAAGGUCACCGAAACAUCAGUAAUGCCUCUUCUACUUCUCCGGGUUUGCGCGAAACUCCGGAUGAAUCAGCUAAGCCAUCCAUCGAAACCGCCAUCGUCAAGCAGGAAGUUGAAGACCAUGAAGCGACUGCACCUCGAAGCCCAAACUCGACCUCGCCACAAGUCAAGAUCGAGAAACAGAGCGAUGAUCAAGGCUCAGCCCUGAAGCCCCUGAAUGAGCCCACGGGAAGUUCGGGUCAGUCCAUCAUGGUCAAGGACGAGCCUGAGCACGAUGCACAUGAAAAUGUCGACGAUCGAAGUCAGGACCUGAUUAGGGAUGCUAUGAGCAUUGAUGGUCAACUUGGCGACGAGUCAAUACAGGUCUCGAUCGAACAUGACACUUCUGGCAAGUCCUCGGAUGCUCUCGGUGUCCAGGCUGCUACAUCUGAACCCGAGAACUUGAAGGGGACUGCGGCCGUGGAGGUGCAAGGUGUCGAUGACGUCAACGGCGGCUAUCAGCAGAGCGCAAACGACCCAUCGAUCGCACGUGAUAACGACUUGUCGUUUGUCGCCGACAACAACAUGUCUUACCCUUUCGAUGUAGACGAGUGGGCCUCCUCCAACGCCAUGGACCAAGCCGAGGCGGACGCAGCCAGCGGAUCCCGAGGAAACCAAUAUCAUCAACCGAUCGACCACCAGGCCAUGUCGUCUAACUUCACAUAUCAAAAGAUGAAUAUGCGGCCAGAAGAUACUAUCGAUCAAGAAUCUCUGGCCUUUCUUAGUGGCGAAGCUGAAGCUGGCGUACCUUGGAGUCAACGUCAACACGUAUUUACGGAUCCAGUUCGCUUCACCAAGUCUAGUUCACCCUCAAUUGGAAGCGCACGUGCACUCAAUCCAGCUGCUAUCUUGAGGGGCAUUCCGCAGUACGCAACACAUUCACCUCGUUAUGGGUUGCAACAACCCGCUGGCCAAAACCGCCAACUCGCUCUCGACUCUGCCUUCAAUCGUCAACAAGAGCUUCAGGCCCUGGUUGAGGAGAAGCAGAGACAGUUGGAUCAAGUCAAGAAGAAGCAAGCGGAGCGUCAGCGAUUGACUCAACAGGUAUCUUACGAUUCUGCCAGUUAUCAUGGCCAGACAGCUGCUGUACCUUCGUUCCUCACUGGCCCAAUGAGCUAUCAACGAGCCUCUCCGAGCGGCUAUCAGCAGAUGAACUACGGACAGGACAGCUCGCACAACUGGACACCAGAACGUCGUACUACCCAGGUCACCCAAAAGGCACGAAAACAAUUAUUCAACGAGCACGACUGCGACGACGAAGAAGGCAAUGCUUCCGAUGAUGAUGAGCCGCUUCGGACGCGGGUGGAGCGCCACCCAUCAGUCACUAGCCUGAAUGACGACUCAAGCGUCGAGUUCGUCGCGAGCAACUCCAAACCCAAAAGCAGUGGACCUAUUGUCGACCGGAAGGUAGCGCGCAUGCCACGCCCGCUUCCUCAGCCUGCUUCACCCUCUCCCACUCCCACUGAGAACGCACUGCCUUCCUCUGACGACAUCCAAGAAAUUGAUUGGACGCUUCCCCGAUAUGAAAUGCAACGCCAACCUCUCGAGAAAGGCGAAGAGAUCCCUAGCGCAAAGGUCUCACUCCCUGGCAUGGUCCGCGAAGAAGUCCUUCUCUCCCCAGACCACGCAGACGAAGAAGCCCGCCUACUGAUCGAUGUCUUCAUCCCCGGUCAGCAAGCCAUGUCAUCACCAGACCCAGAGCCCGCCGUCGCUCUUCUGAACUUCCAUACUAUCACUCUCAUGGUCAUAGAGGCGUACGUUCAAUUCGAAAUCGGCGACGAGUUUGGCAUGGGACGCGGCCACUUCCACCAAGACCACAACCGUGGCGAAGAGGACUACGAGCGCAUGCGCGACGCCGUCAAUGCCGAUACCAACGAGAUCUUCUUUGCCGUCGUGGACCGAUACCGAGCGGGCUUAGAGAGCAAGAAGAAGCCGCUACAGCUGAUUCGGGGUACGCAAGAAUUCUGCGACGUGGCGCUUGAUGUAAUCUAUUACAUCAAGCAACAUGGACUGCUGAAGCCAGAACCUAAGGCCAAGAAGGUUAGGGCUGACAAGGGAACUAAGCGGGGGCCUCAGGCGAAGACUGCGGCUGCUGAAGCUGCUGCGGUGAAGGGUAAGGGUAAGGGAACUAAGCGGGGUACGGCGGCCAAGCCGAACGAGGUGCAGCCUAGGAAGAGGGUGAAGACUGCGCCCAAGGUUGACGUCAAGAAGAAGAAGAGGAGUGGUCCGGAGCCAGCUCUUACGGUUGUGAGGAAGUGA